This is a messenger RNA of Triticum turgidum subsp. durum (durum wheat), 603 nucleotides long. The record is from the annotation of a GenBank genome assembly. Lineage: Eukaryota; Viridiplantae; Streptophyta; Magnoliopsida; Poales; Poaceae.
AUGGGCGAGGAGGGCAUGGAGUUUCUGCUUGAUGCGGUGGACAGGUUUCCCGUGUGGGAGGAGUUUGCUGAUAACAUUGAACAGCCAGAUCUGGUUCCUCUUCUGUAUUUGCUACAGAACGGGGGCGGCGGAGAGCAAGGUGCUAUUGCGGCGAACCGUGGUUCUGGGGUGGCUCAGUUGGCCGGUGGAGAUGUCUCGCCCGACGAGCAGGGCGAUGCCAGGAGACGGCGAGUUGCGUCUCCGACGAGGUCUGCUCAGUCAACCGACCGAGUUAAUCCAGAGGCCCCUAGCUGGACUAAACGGUUGCGUCUUGGGAGUGCGCCACCAGACCGUUUGCCAUGCCCAUCCAGGAUGACUGCUCUGGAGUUAACAAUCCGCAAAUAUGCGGAGCAACCGGACAAGAGCGUGAUGCGGCCUGAACUAGGCCUCAGCUUCGACUCGUUGGGUGAGGCAUACGAAUUCUACAAUCUUUAUUCCUGGGAGAUCGGCUUCGGAAUAAGAUAUGGGAAAAGCAGACUAAAUGCUCAGAGGACAAAGACGAUGCAGGAAAUUGUUUGUGGAUGCUCGGGAAAACCGGAAGCAGAGAACAGCAGAUCAUGCUGA